Anopheles funestus (African malaria mosquito) is the source of this 4407-nucleotide messenger RNA. RefSeq names its product protein germ cell-less. Gene Ontology annotation, molecular function: protein binding. The record is from RefSeq and is a predicted model, not a curated record. The coding region runs from base 2028 to 3614 and encodes 528 amino acids. NCBI's taxonomy places the organism in Eukaryota, Metazoa, Arthropoda, Insecta, Diptera, Culicidae. The transcript is spliced from 4 exons. Gene Ontology annotation, biological process: germ cell development.
AUCAAUCGAUCGUGUUUUCUGAUUGCCGUGAUGGGAAUUUGUAAUGCGAUUCCGAUGCCAUUUCACGUAUUCAAUGAACUACCAACAACGGAGCAAACAAUUACGAUAAUUCCUGUAUCUCAAGGGUGUAGCUGAAUUCAUUCCGACAGGGUGGUGCAUACUUGAGUUCCAGGCGUUAUUUAAUCAUCGCUCGUCGGGCGUCAAUUUUCAUACCAACCGCGUACUUCCAAUCCAUUCCAAAAAAACUCCCGCUUUAGUGGAUGAUGCCGUCAUGCGUCGGCUAGUUUGCUGUCCCCGCAAACUUUGUGUGUAAAUAAAAUCGCAUCUCCCUCCAAUGCGUUCCGGUAGCACCCACACACAAAUGCGAUGACAUCACGAUCGCGGCUCGAGAUCAGACGCCCUCUCCCGAACGUGUAUUUGUUUGGCCGUGCAGAUGGUGUCAUACAUUUGGUUGGGAAGCAUUUUUUCCCUCUUUCUUUCGAGGGAUAAGUUUCACUGAGCCACCACCAGCGUAGUUUAACAUCGCAGUAGACGUGGUUGAAGCGUUGCACAAUUACGCGUUUACCUUUUCACUACACCCCGCAUGCAAGUCUCAGCUGAUCUAUGCUACGAUGCUGAAGCAAAUGAUGCGCGGUUGUGUUUGUUAAAUGGCAGCAACAACAUUCACCCCUUCGAAACGUCCCAAAAUGGAUUGAACGAACUGAACUGGCCACAGUAAGGGUUUUAGCUGAAAGUUGGGUCGAGGUCGUCGCGCACCACACGUGUGCGUUGAAAGGCAGCAUAAAUGUAUGCUAGUAGUGUGUGAUUUUGGCAUUGUGUUGUUGUUAUGCUACAAGCAGGGUGGGGGUUAUGCCGUCCAGCUGCUUAGACAAUGUAGUCUUGAGCGGGCUGUUUAUUUGUCCAGCGAUUGUUGGUUGAUCGGCAGUGUCUUAAUGCGCUUUCGGAAGCGAAACUACAAAUCGGAACGGUUUUUUUUACCUUCGGUAGGUGAAUGUUUUAGUCGAAAGAGCAGCCAAGAAGUUCAUGUUUAAAGAUCGUAGUUAGGUGACAUCACGUCGCGCAAAAGUAAACAGUGCAGCAGGAUAGGAGGGACACUUUUGGUUAGUAAUAGAAGUGUUUACAAUAAUGACAUCAUCAGAGCAAUAAGAAGAAAGUACCUGCGGACGAAGAAAAGUGUUUGAUUAUGUAAAUUAUACAAGAGGUUUUGAAUAAAUCGAAUCACGUCUCGAGCAAUAGGCUUGCUUGAAUAAUUCGAACCGUUUAUCAAUUUUAUUACAGAACGUUUACUUACUUACCGUUUGGCAUCAGUAACAAAUUCGUUAAAUUCUUUUUUCGCACAAAUUAUUCUUUUCGCUUCCAAAAACAACAUUGCUCGCUCGCAACGCUUUGAAGGAAAAUGUACCAUCGUCGGAGAUUCGAUAGCUUAUGCUUCAUAGUUUUUUUUUUGGUUUUGCUGAAGUGACACCAUAGCAACGAAGACACCACAUGGCAAUGUUGAAAUGUCUCCAGAAGCGAAACGAGAAAAAAAACAAGAAAAGCGCAGUGAAGUUGAUCGUUGAUACACUCCAUACACGACGACGAUGGUGGACUUAUUUUUAGCACUUUUAGCCCAGUACCAGUCGUUUCUUUGACGGAAAUGAAUGUGCUGGUCUGGUGAGCGCUAACCGUACAACUCCAGUAUUGUUUGUUUGUUUGUUUCUCGGCGCAGAGCCGAUAUUCUUUAGUCGUGUUAUUGCGCCUGGAAUGGAGUUUUUCCCCCCCGAAAAGUGAACGGAUAUCUGGUUGACCAAACUUGUGCAUUCUAAUGCCACUGUGAAGUACGGCGGAAGGUGCCGCAAUUAACACAUCACUCCAAUCGGGAGAACCAGGAUGGACUCAUUUUGAAAUGAAACAUUCUCAACAGAACGACUGAAUCGUUAAGCUGCAGAUAGAAGUGAUCAUUCCAAAAGAAAAAAAGGGCAAAAGUAGAAACUCUAAACUCAACGCACAUCGUAACGUCGGGGGGAAAAACACACAGACCAAACACGAUGGGCAACGUGAUGAAUAAACUGGGCAGCGUGUCGCAAUCGGUGCGUGGCCGGAAGCGUAAACGUGAUGACGAAAAUACGGACGAAAGUGGUGAGGGAAGUGAUCUGCUGGAUAAAUCACUGCAAACACCGAAAAGGAAAAAGUUAGUCUCGACCGCAAAGUACAUCUAUCAGGCACUGUUUAAGGAGGAACGAAACUCAGACGUGACAGUGCACGCACUUGGUAAGCAGUGGCACCUGCACAAGGUCUAUCUCAGCCAGAGCCCGUACUUUGCGAGCAUGUUCAAUGGGUCGUGGCGCGAAGCGGACGAAGACUACGUGCAUAUAGAGAUCAUCGAUCCGAAGAUAACGAUCGAGUCGCUUUUUUCGGUGUUCGGUUCGCUGUACAUGGACGAGGUGGUGCUGGAUCCGAAGGAGAUCGUUUCAACUCUGGCCACGGCCACACUCUUCCAGCUGGACAGUCUCAUCGAUCGAUGUGCGGAAGUCAUGGUGGAAACGACAAAUGCUGAGACGGCCGUCCUUUACUACGAAGCAGCUUGCGAGUACGGUGUGAAGUCCGUCAAACAGUCCACCUUCGGAUGGUUGCUGGUGAAUCUGCUCAGCUUCUACUUCCGAGUGCCGAAGUGGUUGCGAUUGAUCAGUUUCGAGCUGAUGGAGCAGCUCGUAUCCAGUGCCGAUCUGUACGUCGUGCAGACGGAAUUUACCGUCUACACGUUGCUCCGCUACUGGAUGGCCCUGAAGCUAUUUCCCGACGAAACGGCAUCGGACGGUGUGGAGCAUCCGAGGGAACGAUAUUUCGCCGAACGUACCAGCACCGUACCGUUUCUUUCCACACCCGAAGGUGCACCGUACGAGGGCGUUUUCCGUGCGUUAAGGCUUCAGAAUCUGUUGAACCAUCACGUCGACAUUCGGGUGUUGCGGCAGGAUAAUAUCAUACCGGUCGAAUGGCUUCACAAGCCGCUGAUCCAGCAGUGGAACAGUGUGCUGACGAUCGAUCAAUCGCUGGACAAACUGAUCGAGUGUGACGAUCGGGUCUUCCUCGAGUCGUGCAUCCGUUGCGGCCGUAUACUGAACGAAAACGUACUGCACAAAUGGCGCUGGACCGGGUUCCAUUUUGGGCUGGAUUUGCUACUUUCGUCCGACACGCGCUCGUUACGCAUUCGACGACACCACCGGACCGAACACGAACGUUUGCUAAGCUUAAGAGUAACACGUCAGUUUUUGGUGCGCGUUUCGCUUGCCUCGUUGAACGAGCUGCGGCAAAUCAAGCACCAGCAGACGACACCGGUCCUUUCGAUAGCGCUGGAGAAAAAUGAAGAAUCGCAGCUCGUUGUGUUCGAUCGGGAACUAACCUUUCCGCUACUGGUUUCGGUGAACAUGAUGCUUGUCGCACCACCGGAGGAAGCGCUAGCGGCCAGUAAAGCUGCUGCGGAGGGGAAGCAAAAGGCUGAUCCGGCGGCUGCUACUACAUCGACAAAUGAUCGACCGUCUCAUCCGUCCGUUGAGGGUAGCAAUAGUAAUGGCACGGUGGAAUCGCUGGACGGUGGUAGCUCAUCAUCGAAUCGGAUGCUCGCCAACGAGUCCUGAUUGCAGGUGCUGGUGCGGUGACGCGGUAAUACCCUGAACGGUUGCUGAUCCCACUAAAGGCGUAAGUGUACUUAGGCAGUUAGCUGUUGUGAAGAUGUUCGUGAGCACAAAGGCAAGGUCCUACCGGCACAGGAACGUUACAGGAAGGAUCAUCCAGCGUGUAUGUGUGUGCCAUUGGGAAUUCGAUGUUAGUUCGAUCGUUUAUUUACGAUUUUUUUUUAUUUGUUGGAGGUUUUACUGUAUAAAAAAUGAAUUCGAAUCUUGCAGUUGUGAACAAACAAACAAGCAAGGUAAAUGAACUUGAUGAACUGGUUUAUCGUGUACGGAAUUCGAAAGGGCAGGAACUUUAUAUAGAAUCUAAGCUAAAUUACAACAGGUGUUAGUUUGGUUAACGUGAAAAACCAAGAAUAUCCAUACCGCUGCUACGUGUGUACGGUCAAGCAAAAGGUAAUUUGUAAGAACGUACAUUUCGUAACGUUUUCGAUGUUUACCACUUCCCACUUAACAAGAGGUUUUUCCCUUUUCUUAUUUUUACGGAAGAUUAAUUAACUGUAGGUUAUGUAUUUAUUAAGAUUGUUAACAAAAUUGAAUCAUUAAAAGGGCAAACUCUAUUUAACGAUGUACGUGUAUUAUAAACAAAAAAAACACUUCCCCGGUGCGCAAGCUCUGCAUCUAAUCGUUUAGUGAUAGAACGGUAGUGAACUGUUACCGUAAAAGCAACGUCGUAAAUCAACCCACAGCAUCUGUGUGUACGCUGUUCCGAAGGAGAAUAAAGCUCUAAAUAGUUAGUUUA